Molecule: messenger RNA, 1586 nt
Organism: Aspergillus pseudotamarii
Lineage: Eukaryota; Fungi; Ascomycota; Eurotiomycetes; Eurotiales; Aspergillaceae
Exons: 1
Coding region: 647-1411 (254 amino acids)
Source: RefSeq, a predicted model, not a curated record
AUAGCCGGAUUACAUAAGUUAAAUAAUUUUGAAUAAUUUGCUAGUUAUGGAUCGCGAGAGGCCCAACCGCUGGAUCUUGCGAAUCAGACCCACUACAUUGCCGCCGGUGGGAAUCUCAAAGUGGGACUGUUUCGGUGGCUGCAUGUAAGCGCCCAAGACAGUUGAGGAUGCUCGCAUCCGCACCACCUCCGGCGGAAUCAUUACCAUAGCCUCACUGUUGGCUAUUCUACGGUUUGUGUGGGGAGAAUGGGUGGACUACAGGCGGGUGGUCACCCGCUGUGACUCUGAAUGAGAACACGGGCGCUUCAGGUCCUAUCGAUCAUGGUCCUGGUCCAACGUUCCAAUGAGCGCUUUCUUUUACUCUGCUUUUGCUAAGAUAUGCACCUCAGGUAAGCGCUUACUGUUGUGCAAUCACACCAAUCAGUCUACGUGCUAACCCCUCACCAUUGCUUCCCCAUCAGAUAGAAGUGUAAUAUUGGAGAUUCGUUCCCUAUAUAUCCAGUUACUUUUCCCCCAAGCCUUACAUUUUGUUUCUCUAUUCCCAUUCCUCUGCCUAUUUUGACUAUCAGCUGCCAAUAGGUAUUAACCACGUGAAGCCAUUGCUUCUAAGUCCUAUUCACCAGGUGUGAUACAGCACCACUACAAUAUGAGCAACCAGUCUCUUCUGCAGUAUCUCUCUGUUGCCCUCCCGGCUAUUCCUAUUCAAGGUGCUGCCCCAUCGCGGAAUACAACAAACCCCCGCUAUGGUGCGAGAGACAUCACCCAGGUCGUCGAUUGGCCAGAGUUCAAUUAUGCUACAAUCAUUCAACGAUACGGCGGCAUUUUGAACUCAAAGCAGAUCGUUUCCGAUCCUUUCAGGUCCCCUCCUGCCGCUAUCAGAGAUGAACCUCAUUUCCACCUUCGAUUUGCCGAGCUGCUUCAACCACGUGUUAGGCGCGCACUUCGAGCCGGGUUCGAGGAACUAGCACCCCGGCUCCAGCAACUGAACCUUGUGCCGAUCACAUUUGACGGCGGAGGCUCUGCAGCAUACGUCGACCAGUUUCGACCAGACACUGCAUUCGUCGUCAUGGGGGGGACCUACGCCGACAGCACGAACCGAGCCCCAGGAGACAUGAAGGUCUCGUGGAAAUGGCGUUCUGACUACCGGUAUUCGCAGAACGCCUUCUUUCACGAACAGUACAAGCAGGCCCUAGCGCAGGUGAAUUUCUAUAUGCGCCAACACAAAGCGCGCCAUGGAUUUGUGCUUACUAACACCGAGCUGGUUGGGGUCAAACGUCUCGAUACAAACGGCCAUUUAGCUGUCUCUUCGGCGAUCCCCUGGACAGCUGGGGGCCAUGGCCAGCUUACUGUGCUAAUGGGAAUGUGGUAUCUAGGGAUGCUUGCAGCCGAAGAAACCAACUGGACCCUGUAACCCAGCUGCCUGUUUCUCAUCUACUAGACCAUAGUCAAUAUCAAUUUGGAGGUUUCACCUAACCUCCCUUGGUGUCUGCUUUUUGGUGUUGUUCGCGUAACAAACGUUUAUAUAUAUAUGAAGUAGUGCGUGGGUGAGCGACCCCAAUUACCGGGGGUAGGGGCAUAGGAGGGAC